GUAUCCGGAUACGUAACCCCACAGCCCAGACUGCGACGCCAACCAUGUUCCGCUCGUCGAUGCAAGCCUUCCGCGCAUUCUCCACUCGUGGAUCCCAAGGACGUGUGUUCCCUCAGUUCACUGUGUACGGCAGUGACGCCCUGCUGCAGCUUUCGCCCAUCGCACCCGUGUACACCAACGCAGGGUCGUACCUCAAGCUCAAGCGAGGGGGCUCGCUCAUGUUGACGUGGUGCAAAAAGACGUCCAAUGGCUACAACUACCAAGAGAAAUAUUACUUUGCGCUCACGCCAGCUGAGAUCGGCUCGCUCUUGAACUCGCUGGACGACCGCGCGCCUCGGUUUUCGCUCGUGCACUCGCCCAACGCCAACGCUUCCCCACCCACGGGGGACACGGCGACCAAGGUGUUGGCCGUGGAAUACCAACCAGAACACCUCAAGACCGUGUUUGAAUACGGCAGCAGCAACGACCGCGCCGCCGUCGCGCUGUCAUCUGGUGAAGUGCGGGUGUUCAAGGAGCUUCUCCAGUACUCGAUUCCGUUCCUUUAUGGGUUCCACUCGACCUUGGCCAACGCGGACCUCACGGUGGAACAAGACAAUAACGGCGGCGCAGCAGGGGCCUCGUAUUCGAACAACGCACCUCGACAUCAAACGUCCAAGCCGCGCACGGGGGGCGGCGGAGGCGCGGACUGGCCCUUUUAAUCCUACUCAGCUCGACAUUAUGGAACGAGAUAUGUAGUUUAAAAAACGAUUACGGCUAGCCUAUCGAUUGUUCAUUCGAGAUAUGGUUCACCCUCAAAGGCGGUCAAGUGUCGAGUUUUGUGGUCGUGACUUGGGCGGCUCCUUUCAUCAUCAAGAAUAUUUGAACCCUUCCCAUGUGCCAUGAUCAAUGUUAUGUACUGUAAUCGAC
Aphanomyces astaci is the source of this 906-nucleotide messenger RNA. RefSeq lists its product as hypothetical. The coding region runs from base 45 to 698 and encodes 217 amino acids. Lineage: Eukaryota; Oomycota; Saprolegniomycetes; Saprolegniales; Verrucalvaceae. The record is from RefSeq and is a predicted model, not a curated record. Gene Ontology annotation, biological process: defense response; regulation of DNA-templated transcription. Gene Ontology annotation, molecular function: single-stranded DNA binding. The transcript is spliced from 7 exons.